AUGCCUUGUUUGCGAGGCAUCGAGCUAUCUGUCAUCGUUCAACCAGACUCACUGCCUUUACCAGAAUUUCCUCAUCCUGACGCUUCUUCAAUUCGCGUUGUAUCUCUGGGAGAAAGGGGGCAGACAGAAGAAAAUGAGUCGAGCCCUCAUGGCUCAGACUCGGCCCGUAUCCUGAAGUUAGCCUCAAGGGCCUCUGUCUACAUACCUUCUACGCCAGGCUCUCAAUUCUGGAUACAGUACCGUAUUCAUCGCAGCCCAGAGCCUUCAUUCUACCUCUUCCUCAAACUGUUCAUGAAUGGGCGUCAUAUCACCAGCUGUGGAAUAAGUGAUGCCGCAUCAGGCACAAUCAGUAGAGCUCUCUACGAGCCAAGCGACAGAUGGCACUUGAAGCAAAAUGGAACGAUGCUGAAAAGAAGCGGAAUUGAGUCGCGCUCUUUUUGCUUCUCUCCUGGCCCUGAUGCCGCUGCUGCAGCUGAAGAUGGAGGCGUUAUCGAAGUCCAGGUUUUUCGGGCAAAGAGUCGCCGAAGGUGCACUCCCCAACUAGGUCCCCACCGUGAUCAACAACAAUAUGGUGUUAUAUCACCCUCAACAGGACUCCUUGAACAUCCUGAAGAUGCUGCUUACUAUGAGUGGAUUCUACACGAUGCUGUAGAAGCACCAUUUGCGAGAUUCUAUUUUCAUUAUCGGGCGUGGGCAUAUCUAUGGGACCUCAAUCUCGUUACAGAUGACAGCAACUCUCCACUUCACAGCUCCAGAUUGAGGGAACGGUCUGAAAGGAGCUUACCCAAGUCUUCUGACCGCGAGAGAUCGCCAUUGACAGAUGAAGUAGAAGUUUUUGGCCAAGAAUUGGACUUGAGGGGUUAUGGUGAAGAAGCAAAUGAUACUCGACUUGUUGAAUCAGAAAUGGCCCACACUCGUUCUGAUUGGCAAAACAAUGCGCCGCCGUAUGGAGAUUUCAGAUUCUCGAAGCCAAUCAAUCGCCUACCUUCUCACAGCCGAAGUCCUUCUCUUCACUCAGCAGCAUCAUUCAGGGAGAUCCCACGCUCGGGUGACCCGUUCAUCACAUGCUUGCUGCCACCGGUCAUGGAAGAAGAGGAUUCAUUUACGAGUCCCCACAGUCCUCCUGGAUAUGAAAUGCCAACGGCAUCUCCGGUUCAUUCUUACCGUCGAGAGAAUGCUCGUUCACGCGUUCGCAGGCCGCUACCAACAGUGAAUGUAAUGCCAAAACUGGAAUGA
Messenger RNA from Trichoderma gamsii, 1236 nucleotides. RefSeq lists its product as hypothetical. NCBI's taxonomy places the organism in Eukaryota, Fungi, Ascomycota, Sordariomycetes, Hypocreales, Hypocreaceae. Bases 1 to 1236 code for a protein of 411 amino acids. The record is from RefSeq and is a predicted model, not a curated record. The transcript has 2 exons.